Molecule: messenger RNA, 2635 nt
Organism: Musca vetustissima
Lineage: Eukaryota; Metazoa; Arthropoda; Insecta; Diptera; Muscidae
Product: protein pangolin, isoforms A/H/I/S-like
Exons: 1
Coding region: 41-2635 (864 amino acids)
Biological process (GO): regulation of transcription by RNA polymerase II; canonical Wnt signaling pathway
Cellular component (GO): beta-catenin-TCF complex
Molecular function (GO): RNA polymerase II cis-regulatory region sequence-specific DNA binding; DNA-binding transcription factor activity, RNA polymerase II-specific
Source: RefSeq, a predicted model, not a curated record
AAAUUGUAACAAGAAUAGUCAAUCGGAGAAAAUCGCCGACAUGCCUCAUACAAGUCAUACACGACAUGCAAGUUCUUCCGGUGAUGAUUUAGGAAGUACGGACGAGGUUAAAGUCUUCAAGGAUGAGGGUGAUCGCGAGGAUGAAAAGAUUUCAUCCGAAAAUUUAUUGGAAGAAAAGUCUAGCUUAAUUGAUUUAACGGAAAGUGAGGAAAAAAGUGGAAAAAUAUCAACCCCUUCUGGUCAUAGCCCUGUUUUCAACAAAAUUGAGCCGCACACAUCCACGUACAAUAUGGGUUAUUUGGUAUCUCCUUAUCCUUAUUCCAAUGGAUCUGCUGCAACAUUACCUGUUACAAUGACAAACAAAAUAGGUUUGCCAUGUUUUUUUAGUCACAAUGGAGAUCACCUAAAUACACCCCCACCGGCACAUUGUGGAAUUCCGCCGUAUCAAAUUGAUGGAAAAUCUAUAAACUUGGGAAGACCGGCUAUUUACCCGUUUCCAUCUAGCCAGUACCCAUAUCCAAUGAUCAGUCCUGAUAUGUCGCAGGUAGCGACUUGGCAUACCCCGUCUGUAUACUCGGCUGCUUCCAGUUUUAGAACUCCAUAUCCUUCUUCCCUUCCUAUCAAUUCCACGUUGUCCAGCGACUUCUCUUUUCGAUUUUCACCAAACAUUUUACCAUCAGUGCACACAUCGCAGCAUCAUAUGCUUGGAACGCAUCCCGCUAUUGCACCAUCAGGGUCGAAGCAUGAUAGUAACAGUGAUAAUGUAAAUCCACGUUUUGCGAAAACUGUUGAUAACAAGAAUUCUAAGAACACACAAGUUCAUGACAACAGCAAAGACAACUGUUCAGAAAAAAAGAAGCCGCAUAUUAAAAAACCUUUAAACGCUUUCAUGUUGUACAUGAAGGAAAUGAGAGCAAAAGUUGUUGCGGAAUGUACUUUAAAAGAAUCGGCUGCUAUCAACCAAAUAUUGGGUAGGCGAUGGCACGAAUUGUCAAGAGAAGAACAAAGCAAAUAUUACGAAAAAGCACGCCAAGAAAGGCAAUUGCAUAUGGAAUUAUACCCUGGGUGGAGUGCAAGGGAUAACUACGGUUACGUAUCUAAAAAGAAAAAGAGAAAAAAAGACCGUUCGCCUGCUGAUUCCGGAGGCAAUAAUAUGAAAAAAUGUCGAGCACGUUUUGGGCUUGAUCAGCAAAAUCAAUGGUGUAAGCCUUGUAAGCGAAAGAAAAAGUGUAUUCGCUACAUGGAGUCUAUUGGAAUGAACUGCAACAGUGUAAGGGAGGAACAAUAUGAUUUAGACGAUAUGGACGGCCAACGUAGCGAUGAUGAUGAUAUUGAUAAUGACAAUAUUGGUAGUUGUGAUAGCGCUGAUGAUAAUGGAAAGCCCUACGACGACGAAGAGUCAUUAAAUCACAGUCUCUCAAGUCCCAGUGGUUUCUCCAGUUUUCAAAGUCCACCAACUAGUUUGACCAGCCCCUCUAUUGUUCAAAAUUCCGACUCCUUGAUUGCUAUUAGUGACCAAAAUCACAAUAAUUCGAAUUUACAGCAGCAAAGUAAAAUCCACCAGCAUUAUCAACCGUCCAUUUCUAUGUCUUCUUUAUGUCCGCCGCAAAAUUCUGUGUAUGAAAUUGCAGGGAACACUCAGAGUUCAAUAUCGAAUCUUAUAUCAACACUUACGGCGACUUCCUCACCCUCAAAUAAGUCUAUCGCUUCGUAUAGCUCUGGAAGUUCCAGCUCUUGUUCAACCACGUCCACAACAAUACCGGCUUCGUUAUCAGACCGUAUGAUGCGCUCUAUUCUUACAAGCAGCCCGGCAAUGUUACUUGGAAACCGUUUAAGUCAUCUCGCUAUGGGCCUUGCUAUGAAUAAUAAUAAUAACAAUGCAGUUGGAAGCGCAACAUCUAAUAUGAAUAGCGACAAAGUAUAUAAUGUUUUUGAUAACGUUGGGAAUGUAAAUGUUUGCCCCACAUCAGCUACUACAUCAAUUCAUUCUAACAUAUCAAAUGGAUCAAUUAAUCAACCUUCCAUUACAACAAAUGCUGUACACCAUGCGGAUUCUGAUAAAGUAAUUGCAUCUACUCCUUCAGAAAUAAUUCCCUCAACGAAGUUACCUCUUGUAGCUGAAUCAUGCCACAUAAUAAAUACCAAAACCACUUCUAUAAACGUCCCCCUUCAAAGAAGUCCAGUAGGAGCAAAUCCUAGAGAUGUAAACAAUCCUCUAAGUAUUAACCAGCUUACAAAAAGAACACAUGACGACAAUGUUCCGGAUAUAAAUAACUGCAACCUUAAUGCAAAUAAUUCACUUUCGGCAAAAAAAGAUUGUCAAAUUUUACAAUCGACAACCAUGAGUUUCCAACGUACCCAUUCAACACAACAUAUGCAAUCCACCCUGACAUUACCACCACCAUCACCUAGUGCCAUAUUUAACAACUCGUUUUCUCAACACUUUCAACAUAAAUUUAAUCAGCAUUUGAUAUCAACUACUGUUGACAAUGGAACAAGUUCUUCAGUGCCCUCAGUUGCCACUCAAACUACCGACACAAGUCACAACAGUAUUAAUAGUGGUGAUACCGAUGUCAGCAGAAAAACUUCCCCGGAUGCAACAACGAAUGAAAGCGGUGCCAUAAACGUAACAUAA